Psilocybe cubensis is the source of this 660-nucleotide messenger RNA. RefSeq lists its product as uncharacterized. Gene Ontology annotation, cellular component: plasma membrane. The transcript has 3 exons. The record is from RefSeq and is a predicted model, not a curated record. Gene Ontology annotation, biological process: proton transmembrane transport. Lineage: Eukaryota; Fungi; Basidiomycota; Agaricomycetes; Agaricales; Agrocybaceae. The coding region runs from base 1 to 660 and encodes 219 amino acids. Gene Ontology annotation, molecular function: voltage-gated proton channel activity.
AUGUCAGAACAACAACCUCUCCUCCCGGCCCAUAAUUCUCCAUACGAUGACCGCGGCGAGUCAGAGUCGCAAGGAGACAAAGGCCGCUUGACUGAAUUUCGCACCAAGACGGCCCAUGUACUCGAGCACCCGACACUGCAUAAAGUAGUAAUCACCCUGAUCACCGUGGACGCCAUCUGUGUGCUUGCAGAUCUAGCGUACAGUUUCCUAUCGCCCACUUGUGCGCCUCCUGGCGAAGGCGAUAACCCGGAAUGGCUUGAGGUUCUCUCUCAUAUUUCGCUGGCCAUCACCACUCUUUUCCUGAUUGAAAUUCCGCUCAAUCUGUGGGCCUUUGGCCCGCAACACAUAAAUCCCUUUGGACCAGUCCCUCAUGCAGGGUUACAUGCGUUUGAUUCCAUCAUUAUCUUGACAACAUUUGUCCUGGAGGUCAUACUCCGUGGAAAAGAAAGAGAGCUGGCCGGAUUGCUUGUCAUACUUCGUCUGUGGAGGCUUGUCAAGUUGGUCGGAGGAGUGGCCGUGGGCGCGGGGGAACUCGAGGAAGAAACAGCUAAGGAACUGGAAGAAAUGAAAGCCGAACUUGACAAAGUCAGAGCGGAGCUAAACGACACCUUGAAAGAAAACGCAAUCCUCAAGGCAAGGCUUCAACAAAUACAAGAAUAA